Messenger RNA from Salvia miltiorrhiza (redroot sage), 2380 nucleotides. RefSeq names its product L-type lectin-domain containing receptor kinase IX.1-like. The transcript has a single exon. Gene Ontology annotation, cellular component: plasma membrane. The record is from RefSeq and is a predicted model, not a curated record. Gene Ontology annotation, molecular function: carbohydrate binding; protein kinase activity; ATP binding. Gene Ontology annotation, biological process: protein phosphorylation. Bases 160 to 2223 code for a protein of 687 amino acids. NCBI's taxonomy places the organism in Eukaryota, Viridiplantae, Streptophyta, Magnoliopsida, Lamiales, Lamiaceae.
UUCUUCUCUAACCAUCACAAAAAUUGUCGGAGGAGGGUCCAGUGAAGUCAAGUCUUCCCCUUUCUUCUCUAACCAUCACAAAAAAUUUCUUUAUAUCUUGAAUUCAUCAAAUUUUCACCAUCAUUUUCUUGUAAAAAUUAAACAAGUGCAGCCAUAGCCAUGUCUACACCCGUUUCCAUGUUUCUCCUCCUCACCUUGUUCGUCUAUGCAACAUUCUCACUAUCCUUCGACAUGUCUCCCAUCACAAUAUCAGACGGCGACCGCCUCAACCUCACCGGAGACGCCUACAUCACCGACGAAGGCAUCCAAGUCACAACGAAUCAAACGGAGAGAGCCGGGCGAGCCACCUACGGUGAGCUGCUGCAUUUGUGGGACAAAACCUCACAAAAUGUGGCUGAUUUCUCCACACACUUCUCCUUCGUCAUAAACUCAUUCGGCAGCGACAAAUUCGGCGACGGCCUCACCUUCUUCUUGGCUCCCAACGGCUCCACCAUCAAGCCGUCGUCUCGCGCCAGUGGCCUCGGCCUCGGCUACCCCAAAUCGCCGCCGGAUUCAUCGUCUUUGGAGGCCUUCGUCGCGGUGGAGUUCGACACGUACCGCAAUCAAUUCAUCGAUCCGACUUACGAGGGCGGCCCCGACGUGCCACACGUCGGCAUUGAUCUCAGCAACCUCAGCUCCGUCCAAACUACGAAUUGGUACAACAAUAUUUCUGCAGGCGCCCAAAAUGAUGCCUGGGUUACUUACAAUUCCAGCACCUGCAUUUUGAGAGUGGAUUUCACGGGCACAUAUAACGGAACUUUCCGACAAGGGAACCUCAGCUAUGAGGUCAGUCUUCGAAAUUACUUGCCGGAAUAUGUUACUAUCGGAUUCUCGGCUUCCACCGGAGGUUCUUUCGAGGAAAACAACGUUAAAUCUUGGAGUUUCAAUUCGACUGAUGUGGGUUCUGCUGAAGUAGAACCGAAUGGCGGAAAGAAGAAAAAAUGGGUCCUUUUUGCUGGAUUGGGUGGUGGCGGUGCUGCCAUAUUACUACUCAUUCUAUCAUCCACUUGUGCACUCCGUUUCUUAUCAAGAAACAAAAACAAGCAUGGGGAGGGGUUAGAGGAAGAGCAGUUGUCCGAUUAUGUAAUGGAUAAUGAAUUGGAAAACGGCAACGGCCCUAAAAAGUUCCCUUACGACGAACUGGUUCUAGCAACGCGUGAUUUUACAGAGAAGCUCGGCCAAGGAGGCUUUGGCAAUGUCUACAAGGGCUUCCUGAAAGCGACAAACACCUUCAUUGCAGUGAAGAAGAUAACGGAGGGAUCUCAACAAGGCCGAGAAGAAUACAAGGCCGAAGUCAAAAUCAUCAGCCAGUUGAGGCACAUGAACUUGGUGGAGCUCAUCGGGUGGUGCCAUCAGGGAGCAGAGCUUCUACUGGUCUACGAGUUCAUGCCUAAAGGGAGCUUAGAUCUUCAUCUUUUCUCAGUAAAUUCAUUGCUGACAUGGGAAAUGCGAUACAAAAUUGCACAAGGGCUAGCUUCAGCCCUGCUGUAUUUGCACCAAGGGUUGAGGCAGUACGUACUGCAUAGGGAUAUAAAAUCGAGCAAUGUGAUGCUCGACAACAACUUCAACGCCAAGCUGGGUGACUUCGGAUUGGCUCGGCUGGUUGAUCACGAUAAAGAUUUGCAUUUGACCAAGCUUGCAGGGACACCAGGUUACAUGGCUCCCGAGUAUCUUGCAGAGUGGCGGGCGAGCAAGGAGACUGACAUGUACAGCUUCGGCAUUGUUUUACUGGAGAUCGGUUGUGGAAGAAAGGCUUUUGAUCUUAGCUAUCCUCAAGGCCAGAUUGCGCUAGUGGAGUGGGUGUGGAAGCUCUACGGAGAUGGGCAGUUGCUCGAUGCAGCCGAUCCCAAACUGAACUUAUCAGAAUACCAAGUAAGCAAGAUAGAGCGUUUGAUGGUUGUCGGGCUGUGGUGCGUUCAUCCAGAUAGCGCCCAGCGCCCCUCAAUAGGCCAAGCUGUGCAACUUCUCACAUCCGAAGAUCGUCUGCCCGACCUCUCACAAUGCCGAAGGCCGUCUAAUAAUAAUGCAACUCCAGCAGCGAUGAGCGGUUCGACUACAUUUUUUGGUAGUGCAAACAGUGUUGAUUCUGGGAUGUACGGUCAGGCCAGCACUUCCUCGAAUUUAACCACAUCUUCUGCAGCUUCUACUUCGGAUUUCUUGCCCAACUCAUCAACUGCACACUAGUUCCACUGUUUGUAUUCUUUUGUUUGUCAUUUUCUCGUUUAAAUUGAGACUCUAUAUGAUUUUAAAGGAUUUUGAAAGUUUGGGUAUAUUCAAACUUUUAAAAUUCUUUUAAAAUUUAGAGGUAUUCAAUCCAGAUUUUUUAAAGUAUUUUAAAAUC